Rattus rattus (black rat) is the source of this 911-nucleotide messenger RNA. Its product is annotated as C-type lectin domain family 2 member E-like. Gene Ontology annotation, cellular component: external side of plasma membrane. The record is from RefSeq and is a predicted model, not a curated record. NCBI's taxonomy places the organism in Eukaryota, Metazoa, Chordata, Mammalia, Rodentia, Muridae.
UUCACGGUCUGCAUUCUGGUGACAAAGAAAAAUCCAUCCAUGGAGAACUGUGAACAUUAUGCCACAUGCCCAAGUGGCUGGAUUGGAUUUGGAAGUAAAUGCUUUUAUUUUUCUGAAGACGUGGGAAACUGGACAUUCAGGCAGUCCUCCAGCAUGGCACUAGAUGCCCAUCUAGCUCUGUUUGACAACCUGGAGGAGGUGAUUUUUCUGAAGAGAUACAAGGGAUCUUCUAACGACUGGAUUGGCCUGCACAGAGUGUCAACAGAGCAUCCUUGGAUAUGGACAGACAGUACUGAGUAUAACAAUGUGGUUGUCACCCAAGGAGGAGGAGAAUGUGCCUACCUGAAUGACAGUGGGAUCCACAGUGGCCGGGGCUACACACGUAGGAAGUGGAUUUGUAACAAGCCCAACAGCUACACCAUACAGUGCCCACUAGUUGUAGAUCCAGGCUAGGGAAUGUGCCAAAGCAUGCGUGAGAAACAGAUGCUCUGUGACCUGUUAUCUACAGUUGCUGCUAUACUCAGGAUCUAGCAAAGCCAUUAUCAAAAUCCAUCAAUAAUCACAUUGACAGCAAAGAUGAAAACUAGCUUAGAGGGUCAUAGAUACACUACAUAAAUUUGGAUAGAUAAUUCUAAAUCAAAUAGGUGUUUGGGUAUGAGUUACUACUGAAAUCUAAAAGUAUAGGAUAAACAAAUCUGUGUUAGUGACCUCCAUUUUAUGAUCACAUAUGAACUGUUUUCAUUGGUCCUUGCUAUGAAUUCAGGGGAACUAAAAAUGUGGGUGACUGAAACCAUGGAAAUGAUUCUGUUAUCACAGGAAAGAUGAUAAUUGUUCUGUGGUCUCCAAAUAUUAUAGUAAAUACGGCCAUUAUUCUUUUCAUAAAUUCAAUGACCAAUCUGAAGGCAGAUCUA